CCGCAAAGCAAGCCAACUCCAAAGGUCGUUCGGAAGCCGUAAGUUUAUUCUCGAAGGUAGCAGAACAGCCAAGGUAAGGUGACAGACAAUAUGGUACAACCGCCAGCUGAGACAACACAAGCACAAACGUCACUGACUCCACUCCGCCGUCAUUCUCCCAUUCCCAUUUCCCCACCCAUCCCUCCCUCCUCUUCCACAGUCCACGCCCCUAAUAUCCAUUCCAUGAUUCCCAUCCCAGACCAAUCGAACAAACGGACAAACCACAACGCAAAAAAUCACCGCACCACGCAAGGCUCAGCCCAGCCCAGCCGCGCCUACAACACCCUCCCCACACACAUACGCACAACCCGCACAGUAACGCAAGUUGCAAACGCCGACGCCGGCCCCGUCUUUUCCCAUCAGCCAGCCAGCCAGCCAGCCAGCCAGCUAGCCCAUUCCCGCUCAACCAAUCGACGACAGAAGGCAGACAGUCAGACAGUCAGACAGACAGAAUGGCAUAAAGCAGCCCAACGGAAACGGCAAUAAACAGACAGACAAACAAAUAGUAACACCGCGCGCCCCGCC
Molecule: messenger RNA, 564 nt
Organism: Aplosporella prunicola CBS 121167
Lineage: Eukaryota; Fungi; Ascomycota; Dothideomycetes; Botryosphaeriales; Aplosporellaceae
Exons: 1
Coding region: 91-525 (144 amino acids)
Source: RefSeq, a predicted model, not a curated record